This is a messenger RNA of Harpia harpyja (harpy eagle), 517 nucleotides long. It is a transcript of the gene ATP5F1E, whose product is annotated as ATP synthase F1 subunit epsilon. Gene Ontology annotation, biological process: proton motive force-driven mitochondrial ATP synthesis. Gene Ontology annotation, molecular function: proton-transporting ATP synthase activity, rotational mechanism. The record is from RefSeq and is a predicted model, not a curated record. Bases 216 to 371 code for a protein of 51 amino acids. NCBI's taxonomy places the organism in Eukaryota, Metazoa, Chordata, Aves, Accipitriformes, Accipitridae. The transcript has 3 exons. Gene Ontology annotation, cellular component: mitochondrial inner membrane.
CUCUGAUUGGUCGCUGCCAGAGGAGAGCGCUUGUGACUGCUGGAGCGGCGUAGUUGCCAUUGGUCAGACUCCCUGAGGUAAUUCGGAUUCCGAUUGGUGGAAGGAUCAUUCCUGCUUGUUGACUGGCAGCGCGGUAGUCUUUCCCCUUCCGGUGGGCGCUGACCUUGCCCGGGAGCGGAGCCGCUCGUUCGCCUCCGUUUCUCGGCCCCGCAGCCAUGGUGGCAUACUGGCGGCAGGCCGGGCUCAGUUACAUCCGGUAUUCCCAGAUCUGUGCCCAGGUUGUUAGAGCAGCAAUGAAGCCUCAGUACAAAGCAGAGGCAGAAAGGGCGGCAAUGGCCACUGUGAAAACUCUGAAACCCAAGAAGGAAUAAAACGAACUGAUCUGUGGUGAAUAACAGCAAACUGCAAAGCUGUAGGCAAGCUCAAGACUCUGCGAUACAAUGUCAUCACAUUAACUGUAAAACUUGCCACUGUAUGUAAAUCAGCAUGCUAAUAAAUGUAAUUGCUGUUAAACAAA